AUGCAGAUCAAAGUGCGCACCCUGACCGGCAAGGAGAUCGAGCUUGACAUUGAGCCUGACUACAAAGUCUCUCGCAUCAAGGAGCGUGUCGAGGAGAAGGAGGGCAUUCCCCCAGCACAACAGCGUCUCAUCUUUGGCGGCAAGCAAAUGAACGACGAUAAGACUGCCAGCGAGUACCAGCUCGAAGGUGGCGCCACUCUCCAUCUGGUCCUUGCUCUCCGUGGUGGACGAUGA
This is a messenger RNA of Aureobasidium melanogenum CBS 110374, 234 nucleotides long. RefSeq names its product ubiquitin. Gene Ontology annotation, biological process: regulation of proteolysis; modification-dependent protein catabolic process; protein neddylation. The transcript is spliced from 4 exons. The record is from RefSeq and is a predicted model, not a curated record. Bases 1 to 234 code for a protein of 77 amino acids. Gene Ontology annotation, molecular function: protein tag activity; ubiquitin protein ligase binding. NCBI's taxonomy places the organism in Eukaryota, Fungi, Ascomycota, Dothideomycetes, Dothideales, Saccotheciaceae. Gene Ontology annotation, cellular component: cytoplasm; nucleus.